Molecule: messenger RNA, 1169 nt
Organism: Fonticula alba
Lineage: Eukaryota; Rotosphaerida; Fonticulaceae
Exons: 5
Coding region: 42-1040 (332 amino acids)
Source: RefSeq, a predicted model, not a curated record
UCUCUUCACUCGCCCAUACGCACAUACGCGCGGACACCGGCAUGCUGAUCUGCCGGAAACCGCUGCUGGCGGCCCUCCUCUUGGGCGCGGUCCUUCUCGCGGCGGCCGCGCGGGCGCGGCCAGACGCCACCCAUGCCGCCACUCCCUGGGCCUCCGCCACCCAAUACGACGGGGAUCUGGUCAAGCGUGGCCGCGUCCAGCCCACGACCCCUCUGCUGCGUCUGGAUCUCGACACCCGAGUCCACUCGGCCGGUAGCACCCCGGAGUGCAGCCGAUUGAACCUCGGCCAGUUUUUCUGCGACGACUUUGAGGCCACCUGCUCGCCAGCGGGCAUCCGGAAAGUCCACUGCACAGCACUCGAUGGGGUGACGUGCUCCGGCCCGCGGACGUUCUCCCUCGAGUCCCCCUGUCAGCUCAACGGCCCCUCAAAUUACCGCUUCUCCACGGCGGUCAUCCUGUCGCUGACGUUCGGCUGGCUGGGCGUGGACCGCUUCUACCUCGGCUACAACUUCUACGGCAUGGUCAAGCUCUUGACUUUCGGCGGCAUGGGGCUUCUCUGGCUCGCGGAUUUCAUCUGGAUCUCGAGUCAGGCCCUGGGCCCGGCCAAUGGCGAGCCCUAUCGCGUGCUGACGUAUGGGCCUCGCACGCGGCCGCUGCUGGUGACCAGUACACCGGUACCGACCCUGGGCGAACGCCUGGCCACCGGUGGAAGUCUCAUGCAGUCGGCGUGGAGCCCGGCGGCCACUUCGGCCCUGCCACCAGCCUCGGCCGAUACCAGCCCCGCCGUGGUGGCCGGCGGCCAGGAUCCGGCCCCGGCGGCCGGGGAUCUGGCGGCCGCCGAGGCCGAAUAUCUCGGCCCCUCGGCCGCCUCUCUUGCCGGCAUCCUGGCCGGGCUGGCCGACACGCCGGAUCUGACCACGGUCGCACGGGCCUCGCUCCCCGGCGGCAGUGGCCAGCUCCCCCGGGAGGCCGUCUUCCAAUUUGACUCGCGCCGGCGCGGCACGAAGACCCGGACAUUCGUUUUCGACGGGGAUCUCUGAGCGGGGACAUAUUCUUGCGCGCCCCGCGUUCCUCUUCUCGGGUCUGCCUUUCUUCCCCCUCAUCCUCCGCCCUCUUCCCCGUGUUGUCGGGCGAAAGAUCCUCCGCCCCCCCCCCCCUCUCUUCUCAGC